Terrapene triunguis (Three-toed box turtle) is the source of this 3376-nucleotide messenger RNA. Its product is annotated as adipocyte enhancer-binding protein 1-like. The record is from RefSeq and is a predicted model, not a curated record. NCBI's taxonomy places the organism in Eukaryota, Metazoa, Chordata, Testudines, Emydidae. Bases 2273 to 3376 code for a protein of 367 amino acids. The transcript is spliced from 9 exons.
GGCGGUUGGAGGAAAAUGCCGCUCUCAGGAAGUCGGGGAGGUGCUUCUCCAAAGGCCCAGGACGUUCUAGGAGAUUAGUGACCAACGAAGCCACCACGUGCGGAAUGCCUGAAACAUGUGACUUCAAAGAUUCCGUUUCCCCUUUUGUCGCUAACCACAAAAACAGCCCCCCGGGCCCGGCACGCCGGAGAGCAGGCUGCCCGGAUACUGCGGCGACGGGGGCCACGGGCCACGAGGAGCACGGCGGGGCCGGUGUAGCUGACACAGGAGGCUGGGCAGGACCUGAAUGCAAAGGGAGCUUAAAGCUGGCUGUGCCAUGUCCUUUCGUCCUGCGCUCAGCAUAGGGAAGGCCUGGCUGAGAACUGAGGCCCGGCAGAGUCCACCGUCGGGGAAUGUGCGGCAGAAUUCUCCUCUGGGUGCAGAUUUGGUUCCCAAGAUCUCCCCGUUGGUGUGUGACUGCUACUCGAUGAAAACCUGCCCUGUGUGACCUGGCAGAGAUGCGAGAGCAUGUUAACUCUGAACCCUACUGAUGACACACGUGCACAUUUACUUUAUGUCCUAAGGUGCGUCACCAAGUCUUUGAGGAGGGAGAAGUAAGGAGCUCUACCACAUUUGGGGAUCAAAGGGUGCCAUGGGGGCGGGCUAUGAACUGUUGAUUGCUUUAGCAGAAGGAGCCAGCUAGUGUCUUCUCCCACAAUCUCCCGAUGCCUUCAUAGGUGCCAGCCCCCUGCUGUCCCUCCCCAGCUGCCAUGCCCUGCAGGCUCUUCCUGGCAGCUCCCAUGGUGCAAUCACGCAGCGUCCAGCAGCUUAUGGCGAACGUGGAAAGAGCGCCCGGCAAAGGGAGCUGGCUAUCCCGCUGCGCAGAGGGCGAGGGGACUCCUUCCAUCGUCAUUAAGGCACAGAAUUUCCCAUCUGCUGCACCAGAGGCCGCUGAGUUCAGCAGGGGGCCUGGCCACCGAGUCCAAUGGACCUGGCAUGGAAACCGGUGGGCCACAAAAUCCAGGGGGGCGGGUCACUAGAUCCAGGGGUCCAGCUGCAGAACCAACGGAGUCCUGGGAGAAGAAGGUGACUCUGCUGUUUGUACAGUCAUGCCCCCCGGGUGCCUGCCUGGGCUUUGGGCCCCCAAUCCCACCUCUGCUCGGUAUAUUUGGGGAGAGCCCGCUCCUUCCUCUGCAGGGAUCUGGAGCCGUCCGGCUCCUGCGUGGUUUGGAUCAGAUCUUCCCAGGGACUCCUGCAUUCAGCAGUGGGCCGGCAUCCCGGGCACCUCGGCGUGUGCACUCUGCCUUCGGGGUGGCGUGCUGAGCGGGUGCCGUAGAGGGGGCAUCCCAGAGGCCGAUCCCAGCGCUGGCUGUGAAUGGCUCUCCGACACCGCUGGAAGUCUCUGCUGGUCCUGUGGUGCCUGAGCCAGUGCUAGCUGCCUUGGGCAACAUCUCCCCUUCCCCAGGCAGGAUGGGGUUACAGUGAACAGCGCUGCCCUCUCUGAUCCACCCUUCUCUGGAAAUGGGAAGGGGAGGCUGGCCUUGGUUUCCUCCGCAGAGCUAGACGAUUCCUCCAGCUGCCAGGCUUCCACUCUGACAGCUGUAGGGGAGAGGGGAAGGCGCCCGCUGCUGCUGCUGCGCUCCGGGACUGGAUCAACCCCCUACACUCUGCAGAUUGGAGUCCCGGUGGGCAACCAGGCGCAGCAAAGGGAACUGCGUUGCCGAAGCCCCCUCUGCGUGGGGGGAGCUGGAGACCCUGGUGGGGGCAGCAGGGCGACAGCGAGGAAUCUCUGAGCUCUCGGGCUCCGUUUGCUGGCUGCAGCGAUCGCUGGGCGUAUUGGACCGGUCCAUACAGCCCAGCCUGGACGCCCCAGUUUUGGAUGUGUGUGGGGGGGCAACCUCUCCAGGGCGUCGUGGGGGCCUGCUGGCUCCCAGCCCUUGGCCUGCUGCCUCUGACUUCAAAGCUGACGCAGCCACAACCUUCUGGUCUGAAUUAAGCCCAGCUGUGCGGAGCUGCAUUCUUUGGGGCUGGCUCCGGCUCCCCCUCCGCCCCCCGUCGGCAGCGCAUUCCACCGCCCGCUCCGGAAGCCCCGGAGCUGCCCUGUCCUGACAGCUGCGCCGCAUCUGCCUGCUGCGGAGCCCGGUGACCCCAAAGGAAGCGAGAGCGACAAACAGCCCCCCACCGGGUCCUGUCCCCACACGGCCAGCCAGCCAGGUGAGGCCAGGGUCUGCGCCUACCGGGGCAAGGGGUCUCUAACUCUGCCCUAGCCCCCCCCGGGGUGCGCGAGGCUUCCAUGGGGCUUGCCGGAGCCUGUCGCCUGCUGCCACUCUGCCUGCUCGUGGGGCUGCUGACCCCCAGCCCGGGGCAGCCCCCGCCGGAGUUGACGGACGAUGAGAUCGAGGAGUUCCUGCAGGGCUUCCUGCGGGAGGUCAGCCCCGAGGGCGAGGAGGAAGCCGGGGGGCGGGGGCUGGAGGAGCCCCCCGAGCCGCAGGGGAGGCUGAAGCCAGCAGGGAAGGACAAGGCAGCCAAGGCCCCCACAGAGGUGGAAGAAGGGACAACUGUGAAGGUUAAAGAGAAACCUAAGAAAGGGAAAAAGGAGAGGCCUCCCAAGCCCACCAAGAAGCCCAAGGAGAAGCAGCUAAAGGCCACCAAGAAGCCCAAGGAGAAGCAGCCAAAGGCCACCAGGAAGCCCAAGGAGAAGCACCCAAAGGCCACCAAGAAGCCCAAGGAGAAGCAGCCAAAGGCCACCAAGAAGCCCAAGGAGAAGCCUCCCAAAGCCACCAAGAAGCCAUCUGGUGGGAAGAGGCCCAAGAUACCACCCCCCACCCAGCCCUACGAGGAAGAGGAGAGGUACUGGCAACCCGAGAGACCUCUGAUCCCCCCACCAGCCGAAAAGGAUUACGACCUGCCCGAGACUUCCAGAAUCGCCUCACCCUAUGACGAGGAAGAGGAGAGGUCCCGGACAUAUGGGGAACGGGACAAAGCUGGAUUUCCCGAGGAGCCGGACGAGCCACGCGGGGCUGAAGAACAGGAGCCGGGGAGCCGCCGGAAUGAGUUCCAUGAGCCCCCGACGGAGCCGUGGGAGCCCGGCAGGGAGGACCGGAGACCGGCGCCCGACCCCGUGCUGACGGAAGAGCCCGAGCCACCCACGCUGGACUACAAUGAGCAGAUCGAGCGGGAGGACUACGAGGACUUCGAAUACGUCCGGCAGCAGCAGAAACCCAAGAAACCUCUGAGCAGGAAGAAACCUGAGAGGCCGCCGUUGGAGGUGGAGGAGAAGCCAAAGCCGCCCGUGGAGCCACCCCCACCGCCCCCCGAGAGGGACUACGAUGAGGAGCUGCCACUGCCACCACUGCCGGACUACGACGACAACACCACAGCCCUGGCCCCCGUAUGA